Molecule: messenger RNA, 6433 nt
Organism: Rhineura floridana
Lineage: Eukaryota; Metazoa; Chordata; Lepidosauria; Squamata; Rhineuridae
Gene: SLC16A6
Product: solute carrier family 16 member 6
Exons: 6
Coding region: 612-2186 (524 amino acids)
Biological process (GO): transmembrane transport; monocarboxylic acid transport
Molecular function (GO): monocarboxylic acid transmembrane transporter activity
Source: RefSeq, a predicted model, not a curated record
GCCCGGCGCGCACAUGGCGCUGCUGAGCUACAGCGCGCGCCGGGUUCGCCGGCAGAGACCGGCUCUAGCCGGUAUAAAAAGCUGAGCUGGAGUAAGGAAACGGAGGAGACGGCAGCGGUUGCAAAAAGGGCCAGGCAGGAGUGAGGGGAAGGGAGAAAACAAGGAAGGGGGCAAGUGUUUGGCAGGAAAGGGGCAGCAGGCAGAGGAAGAGCGACCUUGUGAAAACCUUGGCGCGAAGGGGCUACUCAGUUGGGCAUGGGGCAGCCUUGGCACAGGCAGCGGGAGCCUACUGUGGGAUAACGAAGGGGGCUAGUUGCUCCUCUCCCCCCGCUGAAAAGGGUCCGUUUUAGCCAUAGGCUCCAUCCUCUCCAAAAGGGUCAGGAGUAGAAGUCUGAGGCGGCUGCUUUCCCCCGAGGACCUUUUUUUAGCCGGGUCCUUGGCUCCCGCUCUUAAGGCGAGGGGUUGAGUAUUCCAGGCAGCCACCUCAGCAUGUUACUGAUCAGGUUAUAGGCCAAAGCUGCACUUCUCUGCGGCUUGGGGGUAAUCUAUUCUUCCUCAACUUUCUCUCCCCAAGUAACAGCAGCAGCAGCAACAUCUUCUACUGGUUAAUAAUGACUGUCAAAGCAACAAGAAUGUCAUGCAUUGCUCCAAAUGUUUAUACUAAAGUGCCUGAUGGAGGAUGGGGCUGGAUUGUGGCGUUUGCUUUCUUCUUUGUAGAGGCCCUGACAUAUGGCAUUAUCAAGUCUUUUGGAGUCUUCUUUACAGACCUAGUGCAAAGUUUUGAUGAAAGCAACAGCAGGAUAUCAUGGAUAAUCUCAAUAUGUGUAUUUGUACUAACAUUUACAGCUCCUCUUUCUACAGUACUGUCUAAUCGUUUUGGUCAUCGUCUGGUGGUGAUGACUGGAGGUUUACUGAUCAGUACUGGAAUGGUUGCAGGAUCUUUUGCACGCACAGUUGUCGAAAUGUAUAUAUCAAUUGGCAUAGUCUCAGGCUUAGGAUACUGUCUUACCUUUCUCCCUACUGUCACCAUUCUGUCACAGUACUUUGACAAAAAGCGUUCACUGGUCACAGCAGUGGCUUCUACAGGAGAAUGUUUUGCUGUCUUCUCUUUUGCACCAGCUAUCACUGCUUUGAAGGAACACAUUGGUUGGCGAUACAGCCUCCUGUUUGUUGGUCUACUGCAGCUUGGAAUUGUUGCCUGUGGAUCGCUGCUGCGUCCCAUCAUAAUCAAAGCGCAGGAAGUAGUGAAAGUAUCACCAGUGGAAGAGCAAAAAGAGACAAAGUACAUUCUUGAAAAUGAGCAGACACGGACCUCAAUAGAUUCCAUUGACUCAGGAGUAGAAGUAACUACCUCACCUCACAACAUGCCUGGAGAUGCCAAAUUAGAACUGAAAAAUGAAGAACCAAAGGAAAACACAGAUAUUCUCAUAGAAGCUAAAAGCAUCCCUAUCAAGCAACCAAAACCUAAACUUCUAGACUUCUCUGUAAUGAAAAACUAUGGCUUUAUUUGUUACGCACUUUUUGGUUUAUUUGCUACUCUGGGAUUCUUUGCUCCUUCCCUGUACAUAAUUCCUCUUAGCAUGAGCCUUGGAAUCGACAAGGAUCGCUCUGCAUACAUACUGUCAGCAAUGGCAAUUGCUGAGGUCUUUGGCAGAAUCAGCGCUGGCUGGGUCCUCAACAAAAAGCCUAUCCGAAAAAUUUACAUUGAACUCAUCUCUGUCAUUCUGCUGGAUAUUGCCCUCUUUGCCUUCCCUCUUGCUUACAAUUUUUGGGGACUAAUGAUGUGUAGCAUUUUCUUUGGGUUCAUGCUUGGGACAGUAGCAGGCACGCACAUUCCUAUGUUGGCUGAAGAUGAUGUGGUUGGCAUAGAGAAGAUGUCCUCUGCUGCAGGGGUUUAUGUAUUUAUUCAAAGUUUAUCAGGGUUGGCUGGACCACCCCUUGCAGGUGUGCUAGUGGAUACCACAAAGAACUAUAGCUCUGCAUUCUAUUCCUGUGCUGCUGGCAUGCUGUUGGCUGCUGUGUUCCUUUCUUUGGUGAUGCCUUGUAAGAAAAUACAAUAUCAAAGAAAGAAGCAACAAGUCGAAGAAAACACGUCAGAGCCCUUGCAGGAUGUACCAGAUGACUUUAUAGAGCCUGAUCUUGGAAAAAAUGAGGAUUCUUUAAGAGGCAAUGACAGUAUGGCCUGAUUUAAAAAAAAAAACAUGCACACACACACCCUUUGGGGAAAAAGCAAGUCAGCUCUGAUCCACCUUCUGAAAGCUACACUUUAAAGGAAAUGCAAAAUUAUAAAUGUGAACAGAUGCUAUCAACCCUUUUGAAAGAUUGUUACAUAGUUUUUGUAAUCACCUGGAAUGCUUAAUACCAUUGAUUGACCCCAUAAGUGCACUCCUAUCGAGCAUGAAACUGUGGUUCAAUUCUCAUAUUCCUAACAAAGAGAUAGGCAACACAUAAAUUUCUUAUCAGUUUCAACUAUUGUGCUAGAAGAGGGGUUCCCAAAAUGUGGUCCGUGAGUUUUAUUUGGGUGGUCUGCAGCAUGUCCAUAUUAAAUACUCCUAUUGAUUGUAACUAUUUUCAUCUCUUCUCAUAUGGUAUUUUAUUGUAUUACAAUUUGUAUUCCAUUGAAUUCAAAUUGCAAUACAGUAAAAGAAAUAAAAGCAACAAGAUGCAAUAAACAUAUAGCACUAAGGUACAGCAUAUUACAAUAGCUACAUCAGGUGGAAAAAUCUGGUCUGCCAAGACCCUCAGCAAUUUUUAAGUGGCCCAUAGGGGGGAAAAAAGCUUGGGGAACCACUGUGCUAGAGAAAAGGCAAGUAUAUGUCUUAUAGCAAAACACCAAUCAUUCUGAACUUUGCUUAGCUUUUUUAAAAAAGGAUUCUCCUAGAUAUUAAUUCCAAAGAACAGUAGGACAAAGGGGGAUAUGGUAUACUUAAUAGUAGUUCCCAAACUUCCCCCCCCAUUGACCACUUGAAAGUCUUGGCAGACCAGUUAAUGAUUUUUCUCUGUGUUGUAGCAAUUGUAAUGCACUGUGCUAGAAGCUGUAUAAUUUUUAAUUUUAUUUUUGUGGCUUUUAUUUCUUAUAUUGUAUUUUAUUGCGUUACAAUUUACAUUCAACAGAAUUCAAACUAGUACAAUAAAAUACAAGAAAUAAAAGAAGCAAUAAAAAUGCAAUUAAAAAUCAGUAUGAAUAUUUAAUAUAGACAUACUGUGGAACACCUGAAUGAAGUUUGCAGACCACUGGUGGUCCAUGGACCACAGUUUGGGAACCCAACUUAGAGACUUAACACAGGAUUUUUUUUUAAUUCCUUGAAUUUCAUAUAUGUUGGAAAGUUGGAGGCUACCACUUCCAUUUUUAUGGCCAGUUGUUAUUGCAGGUAUUUCAUAUAUGGUCUGCGCAGUAAACGUCACAAGAUGUCACCCUAAGAGUCAGAAAUUACUCGCACUAUAAGUGCGGGGACACCUUUACCUUUUAUUCCACCUCAGACUAACUUUACACAGUCCAACCCUAUGCAUGUUUAUUCAGAAACUUUGAGUUUGACUGCUUUCAGUAGACUGCAUUCCCAAAUAAGUAUGAAUAGAGUUGCAGCCUUAGGUUGGAAUCCUGUACACAGCUUUAUAUCUGUGUGGUCAUUCUAAACCCCAAAUCAGUGCUGCUUGAGGAAGAUAGGAUUAGAAAGAGAUAUUCCUCUGCUGGGCUUGGAUGGUGGGUGAGCUUAGCUCCAGCAGAUGCUCCCAUCGCUCUCAGAAGUGGUUGAGAAGCUACUGCUAAUAGUGUUCCCAUUACCAGUAGCCUGCAGAAGGCUCUAAAGCAGGAUGUUAUGGGACAGAAAUGUGGCAGACAGAUCUGCUAGAUCCAUUUCCCAGGGAAGGGAUUGAUUUUGGCACCUCUGCUGUGCCAGUCUGGAGUUGGCAUGACAAAAAAGACACAAACCCCUUUGCAGGGCUGCAGGUACUGCUCAGUCCUUCCUGUUCCCUCGUUAGGAUUGCCUACUCCAUUGAACCUCGGGGGAUACCUCUGAGCACUAUUAAAGUCUUAUUCUCUUUUUGUAGUUGGAUAAACCAACUUUAUUGUUAUCUUUUUAAAUUUAAAAUUACCUACUUAUUUAUUUUAGAGUUAUUAGCAGCUGCCUGCCUGGGCAUAUUUGUGUGGGUUUUUUAAAACUUUCCACCAGUCAUUUUAAUGCAUUGAUAUUUAACUUUUAUUGACAUGUGUUUAAAGGUGUAGGUAGCAGUAUACCUGUUCUUUUUUAAAGGUGUAGGUAGCAGUAGUCCUGGUUUUUUCUGUUAAAAGAGUUUUGAGGGAACCUAGGCCUUUAAAAGCAAAAACACAAGGCACACACAUCCUGCUCUUGAAUUGAGUCCCAAACAGGACUGUAGUUCCAGUUGGUAAUACACUGAAGGCAGGGUUCUGUAUAUCUCUGAACAUUGACACUUGAUCCAGUAGCAUUUCAAGCAUGAUUAAUACAAUUCAUGUAUUAAAACUGAAAACGAUUUGUUGAAUCUGGUGAGAGAAUUUUCAAGAUGAGAUACAGUGAAAAGAAGGUACUGAUACAUUGUGAAGCAGAUCUUCAGCUUUCACAGUGAGGCCCUAUGGCUGUAGGCUUAAGCCAGUCUUGCACCACCUGAGAAUGUGAAGCCUAUAUGCUUUGGGGCUAUUCUUACAUUUGGUGUCUUCCAUACAAUCACCCAUGUGAGUGUACAGGACCAAAAUGCCCAUGACCCUCCCUGAAUUGCACUAACUGUGUGUGUUGUCAUACAGCCUACACUGCUGCCAUAUGCAAAACUGCAACUGCCAUUUAUUGAGCAGCCGUGAUCACACAAAAAUGGCCUCAAUCAUCAACUACAUGCAAUUCUCAAUGGGCCAUGUGCCCAUAAGCAGCUGCAUCAGUGAUUAAGUGGAAGCCAAAUGUAUGAACUAGGCCUUGGCAUCUCAUGUAGUUGUCAAUGUUCACUGCAGUGAUAUUCUGCAUGAAUUGGAUUACUACAGAGAACCGAAGCAAAAAGAAACUUGCUAUUUAAAAACAUGAUUAUACAGGUAUGGCAGUUUAAAUGUUUAAAAUAUAACAGGAAUGUUCAACAGGUGCCAGAGGCAUCAAAUAACUGGUCCUAAAAAUUAUGACGCCACCAUCCUGGGUCACAAAUUGUUAAUGCAGACAUCAGUAAGAAUUUUGCUACUAGCUUCAGGGACAGUAUAAUUGGACACAGUUGGUUUUUCCUCUCACUUUCAGUCAGUUAUGUGAAAGGGAAUUAUAAAAAUGCCAACAUGUUGGCUAUUCACUUAUUCUAGAUAACUAUCAAUGGUGACACAUGCUUGCGUGCCCCACUUUUAUGCAUAUUUUUGUCACUAGACAACUCUGGGACAAAAUGAGUAAAUGGUUUGUUUUGGUUCUGAAUAUACACAGUACAGUUUCAAACAUUUCUUAACAGUUCACUGGGAGUGGAAUUGUAUGCUCACUGCUGUGCUAAGAUGUUUAUGCAUCAUCAGCCAUAGAAAUGAGGACAAUCUGAUCUUUUUUUAAAAAAAUAAUCACCAGCACGUGACUACAUUGUUGAAAGUCAUUGCAAUUUCAGUGUGGUUAAAGCUUAAAGCCAUUUAUCAGGAUGCUGGUUGAUUUUUAAUGGAACAUACUUUCAAGGUAAAUGUCUUUAAUAUCAAAAUACUAGGCUGUGUUCCUAAGCAUACUUACUUGCAAAUAGGUUCACGGUGUUGUUGCCCCCAAAACAUGGGAAAAGAUGCUCUUGAAUCAGAGUGGCUUUAGCAAUCCACCCUCCCUCACUGCCUGAAAACUACAAUGUUGCAGUUUAGUAUCCUUUGAAUAACUUCAGCACUUUAUCAUGUACAGCAGAACCUUGAUAGAUUGCCACUGUAAAUGGAAGAUAUCCACCACCCCUGACCAGGAGGUGGGUAGCUUUUCUGAUUUUGAAUUAGCGAGCAAAUGAACAAAACAUGAAACUUGCAUUCACAUACUGUGUUAUUUAUUUAUUUAUUUAGCAAACAUACCUUAUUACUUAUUCAUCACUAUACCUCUAGCAAAGCAGUAAACAUACUGUAUAAUAUUAUACAGUAAUUAUUAAAUUAACAGCAUCUUAGUAAUAUAAGACCUCAGUACUUUUGCUAUUAUGACUUUACUGAAGAUAACAUAGUAAGGAGUGUAUUAUAUGUUUGUGGGAAAACCUAGCUGUCCAGUUUAACAAGGUUCUACUGUAUCUCUUUUUAUACAAGGAUAUCCAUUAGUAAAGCGUAUAACUGACUGCAUCAAAAAUUACUGUUUAUGUACAUACCAUAUUAGCAUGACCAGGAGCGUAUACAUCUCUGUGCACAAAAGCUUCAAAAUCAGGAUUAAACCUGGUCGUAGCAGGAUUGCUGGUUUGUUCUGUACUGUAAUUAGUGAACUCUGGAAGUGCUACCAAACACUGAGUUUUGCAAUAAACUUUU